Acanthosepion pharaonis is the source of this 891-nucleotide messenger RNA. NCBI's taxonomy places the organism in Eukaryota, Metazoa, Mollusca, Cephalopoda, Sepiida, Sepiidae. The record is from the annotation of a GenBank genome assembly.
AUGAGUGAUUUCAGAAUCGCUACACAUUCUUCAUACCGGAGCCGGGACGAACGACUGGGUUUCGUUUACCUUCCUAUAUCUAUCUAUCUAUCUAUCUAUCUAUCUAUCUAUCUAUCUAUCUCAUUCUGUUCAUAUCUAUCUAUCUAUCUCAUUGUGUUCAUAUCUAUCUAUCUAUCUAUCUAUCUCAUUGUGUUCAUAUCUAUCUAUCUAUCUAUCUAUCUCAUUCUAUUCAUAUCUAUCUCUGUCUAUCUAUCUAUCUAUCUAUCUAUGUCCAUCUAUCUAUCUGUUCAUCUAUCUAUCUAUCUAUCUCAUUCUGUCCAUAUCUAUCUAUCUAUCUAUCUCAUUCUGUCCAUAUCUAUCUAUCUAUCUAUCUCAUUCUGUCCAUAUCUAUCUAUCUAUCUAUCUAUCUAUCUAUCUAUCUAUCUAUCUAUCUAUCUCAUUCUGUCCAUAUCUAUCUAUCUAUCUAUCUCAUUCUGUCCAUAUCUAUCUAUCUAUCUAUCUCAUUCUGUUCAUAUCUAUCUAUCUAUCUAUCUCAUUCUGUUCAUAUCUAUCUAUCUAUCUAUCUAUCUAUCUAUCUAUCUAUCUAUCUAUCUAUCUAUCUAUCUAUCUCAUUCUGUUCAUAUCUAUCUAUCUAUCUAUCUAUCUCAUUCUGUUCAUAUCUAUCUAUCUAUCUAUCUCAUUCUAUUCAUAUCUAUCUAUCUAUCUAUCUAUCUUAUACAAACAUUUUUCUGUUCUUGCUUUCCGUCUUCUUUCCCCUUUAAUUUUAUUUACUGUUUUUUUUAUCUCUUUCUUUUUACUUUUUGCUUUUCCAUUUUUGUUUUUCAUUUCCUCUUCUUCGUUAUUCUCCAUUCUGCAUUUUUUUCUUUUAUGCUCUUCAUUGAAAUUGUUUAA